AUGGCUGAACUAGCGCCGCGCGAGGUAUGGAGGCAAGCAGACGCCGUUUGCUUCGACGUGGAUAGUACUCUGAUACGUAUCGAGGGUAUCGACCAACUUGCCAGGCUCUGCGGGGCGGAGGAGCGGGUGACAGAGCUGACCCGGCAGGCAAUGGGAGGCUCUCUGACGUUCAGAGAAUCCCUGAGCCAACGACUCAACAUCAUUAGACCGUCUCGAGACCAGAUUGAGAAGUUCAAGUCACUUCACACCCCAGACACCAUUCUCACACCUGAUGUGCAGAGACUCGUAAAACUGCUGUUUCAGCGAGGUGCCGAGAUAUACUUGGUGUCCGGCGGAUUCCGAGAGGUGAUAGAGCCGCUAGCAGACCAUCUUGGCAUCCCCCGAGACCAUGUGUUUGCCAACAAACUACUAUUCACAGAAAACGGUGAGUAUAGAGGAUUUGAUGAAAGCCAGCCAACCAGUAGAUCUGGAGGCAAACCCACAGUGGUUGCGGAGAUCAAGAAAAAACACAAGACGGUUGUCAUGAUAGGUGAUGGAGCUACUGACAUGGAAGCCUCUCCUCCAGCAGACCUUUUCAUUGGGUUCGGAGGCAAUGUGGUGAGGGAGAAGGUAAAGGAAGGAGCCUCUUGGUUUGUCUACAAGUUCCAGGAACUGAUAUCAGAGCUAGAGAAUGACAGCACUGACUCCUAGACUAUUCAGCAAGUUUUUUUCCCCUUUGCAGCUCAGGUUCCCCAAACCACGUGUGGUUUCUUCUGCUGAGUUUCAGCAGUGCUAUAUAGUAGUAGAUCUGUGUCUGAUCAUAGAGUUUGCUACGUAUUAUAGCCUCUGUUUGUAACGUGCUCAUGCAAUUAGUUACUAUGGCAUUGCCAGAUUGGACAACAGCUGGUUCAUUUGGUCCUGUUCACUAUUAUGAAAGUGUCUAGGGAAAGUAGUUAUACUUCAACUGGUAGUGUUAUUUGAGCAAGUACUCUGCAUUGAAGCCAGGGAUCUUGUCGAUAAAGUCAGUGAACUCAGCCCGGAGUCUGGUGUACCUCUCCUCCCAGUCUGUCUUGAGCUCCGUCAUCUUCACCAGCUCCUCCUGGACCCCUCGAGUGGCCGCCGCUUCUGCCUCGCACUGUUCCCGCAGUCUGGAGCAUUUCUCCUCGCACUCCUUCCCCGCGACUGCCAAUCUACGGUCCAUUUCCUCCGUCAGUUCACGCCGCUGCUCCUCCAGGGCCUUUUCUCUCUCUUCUUUCAGUUGGACAAACUGCACCUCAAGCUCUCUGGCCUUUUCCAGCUCUGCUCGACGUUUCCCUGCGCGUCGCUCUUCGGCUACUUCCUCCAUCACCCUCUCAGCGUCUGCUUUGGCUCUCCCUUUCUCUUCCAACCUGGCCUCCUCGACUGCCGCUUCCCUCGCUCUCCCAGCCUCCUCCCACGCGCUCUUCACGGCCGCCUCCAGCGCAGCUUCGUGCUCUGCCACCAUUUUCCUCGUCCUAUCUGCGAACUCUCUCCUCAGCUCCUUCUCCAGACUCGCUGCAUGUUUGGCUACGGCUCUAAGUUGGCUCUGGUGGGCCUCGACGAACAGCUGCUGUCUCUCUCUCUUCCACUGUUGCCGUGCCUCCUCCAGUUCUCUAUCCCUCCUCUGGGUCUCCUCUCUCCUCACCACCUCCUCCGUGGAGCGGAUGGCCUUCUGCCGUUCUUGCUCCACCUCCGCCUCUCUCAUACACCGCAGCCCCUCCCCCACCUCUGCAAAGACGACUCAGCUCACAACACAAGGCUCUCUGGACGACGCAUCUCUUUCGACAGCGACUUACCAAGAAUGGCCUCGUGGCACAGAAUCUUCUUUUCUUCGCUCCACAUCUCGCUGGAAGCUAGCUCUGGAUCUCAGAGAUACCUAUGCGCAGUCAUUCGUCGCAGCCGCGGCUUUCUCAACCCUCGGCGCGCAUGCGCAGCGAGCCCUAUAGCAAAUGACGACGUACGUAUUAUACGUCCACCGUAAUAAACAUUCAUACAAAACUGAAGUCAGUGGUGACUGAAGUCCAUAAUAACAGCGGUGUGACAUAUACUGAGUGUUUCUUAGAGAUUUCCUCUCUUGGCUUGCUCCAACUCUAUUGCUUCAAACAGAGCCUUGAAAUUGCCUGCUCCAAACCCUGGUGGUUGUGUCUCUCUAUCACUUCCAAGAAGAGAGUCGGUCUGUCUUGCAUCGGCUUGGUGAAGAUCUGGAGGAGGUAGCCGUUGUCAUCGAAAUCCACCAGAAUACACAGUCGCUGGAGGUCGUUCAUGUUCUCCUUGACUGUGAUCUUGGCUCUCUCCAGUCUCCGUCGCAGCUCUGUGUAGUAGGUGUCGGGGAUUUUCAGGAACUCCAUUCCACGAGCCCUCAGGUUUGUGAU
This is a messenger RNA of Geodia barretti, 2369 nucleotides long. Lineage: Eukaryota; Metazoa; Porifera; Demospongiae; Tetractinellida; Geodiidae. The record is from the annotation of a GenBank genome assembly.